Molecule: messenger RNA, 414 nt
Organism: Triticum turgidum subsp. durum (durum wheat)
Lineage: Eukaryota; Viridiplantae; Streptophyta; Magnoliopsida; Poales; Poaceae
Source: the annotation of a GenBank genome assembly
AUGGGAAGCAAGGGCUUCAAGGGUGUGAUAGUGUGUUUACUCAUACUGGGGUUGGUUCUGGAACAGCUGCAGGUAGAAGGCAAGAGCUGCUGCAGGAGCACCCUGGGAAGAAACUGCUACAACCUUUGCCGCGCCCGUGGUGCUCAGAAGUUAUGCGCAGGCGUCUGUAGGUGUAAAAUCUCAAGUGGCCUAAGCUGCCCUAAAGGCUUCCCUAAAUUGGCCCUUGAGUCCAACUCAGAUGAACCAGACACCAUUGAGUACUGCAACUUGGGAUGUAGGUCUUCCGUGUGUGACUACAUGGUCAACGCAGCUGCUGACGAUGAAGAGAUGAAACUCUAUGUGGAAAAUUGUGCUGAUGCUUGUGUCAGUUUCUGUAACGGUGAUGCUGGCCUCCCAUCCCUUGAUGCGUACUGA